AUGUUUAUGGUGGAACAACUUGCUCCCAAUGCUACUCUUAUACCAAGGUGUUGGGAGCUUUGGCGAAACACUACGAAUUUCGAAACUCUUACACGAUACACAUUGUGCUGCAGAGAAAUCUUAAAGAAUUCUACAGCCAAAAAUGUAGUGAUCUACGGAAAGGGAGAAGGAUGGGCACGAGAUGCUUGGCUGACCAACAGUCACUGGAGUCCUGACAGGGACUUCAUGUUUCAUGCCAUGAAGGAGGAACACAAAAAGAAGUUUUCUCCCGACGAAAAAGGGAAACUUGAUGGCCCACCAUAUUGGCCAUGGAUCAGUACGUUGCGAACACCACUAGAUACAGAGGAAUGCCGAAUGGGUAAGUUCGCUAAGGAUCUCCCUCCCACUUCUUUACACCAAUCAGGAGAUUUUCGUUGGGACCAUGAACCAGAUCUCAUAUCGUCAGCAAAACAGCUAAAUGAUCACAUGGAUAAGAGACGUAAGGCAGUGGAGGACGAAUAUCGAAGCAAACUAAUCUACAUCCAACCUGGUCGUCAGUGA
This is a messenger RNA of Haemonchus placei, 540 nucleotides long. Lineage: Eukaryota; Metazoa; Nematoda; Chromadorea; Rhabditida; Trichostrongylidae. The record is from the annotation of a GenBank genome assembly.